ACUCCCCUUAGUUCGACUCACGUGUCUGGGCGGCGCAACACAGCAGCCUGACAUUGAAGAGAAGAACUACUUCGGAGUGCGCAGAUAACGUGUCCUGACGAGGAGUCCUCUUCGUUGACGAUUCUUGGACCCCCUGGAUCGUGAGGAAUCGGCAGUUCCGUUCUGCAGGGAAUUACCAGGCUGGUUGCCAUGGUUUCUGGAAAGCGCCUAGCCGAUGUGGGGUACCGCGUGUUCUCGGGCUCCAUGAUGCUGCUCUCGAUUUAUGCGGGGUACCUGUGCGCCUGGCGGGGCUACCGCUACUUUCAGCAGCAGAAACAGCUCAAACUGGCCGCAGAGAACCAGACCGAUGAAACGCUGAAAGACUGACUGCGCCACCGAGCAGAAGAGUCUCCCAUUACUGGAGGAAUGUUCAUGUAGAAUAAUGACCAGGCUAUGUGGUAUGUUUUUUUACCAUAAAGCUGCUGUACUGUCUAGUCUUUGAUUAAUGGGAUCCUACAACAUGGUUGCACUAAAAUAAAGAUUGUGUACAUAUCCUUUUCUCUAAAUGAAACAAAUGGCCUUUUUUGA
Messenger RNA from Lepisosteus oculatus (spotted gar), 567 nucleotides. It is a transcript of the gene cox14, whose product is annotated as cytochrome c oxidase assembly factor COX14. The record is from RefSeq and is a predicted model, not a curated record. NCBI's taxonomy places the organism in Eukaryota, Metazoa, Chordata, Actinopteri, Semionotiformes, Lepisosteidae.